AUGCCCUUAUUUGCACUCAUCCUCCACCAUUUCUCUUCCUACGACCACAAUCGCCUUAAUCCCAUCACCGCUGCCGUCGACCUAUUCCGCCGUGAAUUCAACCGUCAAAUCAUCCACAAAUGCCCUGUCCUCGUUUACUCCGCCGUGAAAGACCACAAAAUAGGUAAAGCCACAUUUGAAUGUGCUGUUUGCUUGAAUGAGUUUCAACACAAUGAUAAAAUAAGGUUGUUGCCAAAAUGUUACCAUAUUUUUCACCAAGAUUGUAUUGAUGUUUGGUUAUUAUCUCAUAUGAAUUGUCCUGUAUGUCGCUCCAAACUUACCCCCGAUGUUCCCGACAUUGCAAUCCCUAUCGAUGCCGCGACGGAAUCAACGGAGCAACAACAAGAAGAGAGCAACACCGUUAGGGUUUCAGAAGAAGAGGUAGUAAUGGCUGAUGAAGACAUUUUCCGUUUACGGGAAUUGAGAAUGUUGGACAAGUUUCCUUUACCGAGGUCACAUUCAACGGGUCAUUCUUUAGCGGAAAAUGAGGAGAAAGUAGAGAAUAAUCAUGAUGAUGAUGUUGUUCUUCAUCUGCCACCUGCAUGGAGUUCAAAGAGGGUAUGGUAUAGAAGUAACAACAACGUGGAGCGGUGGUCUUUGUCCAUGACUCACUUUGGAGUUUUCUGA
This is a messenger RNA of Medicago truncatula (barrel medic), 666 nucleotides long. RefSeq names its product E3 ubiquitin-protein ligase ATL6. Lineage: Eukaryota; Viridiplantae; Streptophyta; Magnoliopsida; Fabales; Fabaceae. Gene Ontology annotation, biological process: protein ubiquitination. Gene Ontology annotation, molecular function: transferase activity. The transcript has a single exon. Bases 1 to 666 code for a protein of 221 amino acids. The record is from RefSeq and is a predicted model, not a curated record.